GUUAGUUAUUAGUAGUAGCUGCAUUGAAGUGCUGCUUAUUUUAUAUUACGAGUGACACGGGUGAUACCACAGAAAUUGAAAAUAUUCACUAUCGAAUAAACCAAAAGAAAAUAUCAACAUGGCUACCAGUACACCCAAUCCAGUACAUCCAUCAAAUGUCGUCGAUGGUGAAACCACUAAAGGACAGGCACCACUAUAUCAGCAUUAUACAAAUGCAGGAGACCAUGUCUACGACAAUAGUCACACUGGCGAGUGUGUUAAACAACCACUGGGCACUGACGUACACCACCAGACACAACCAGACAUGUACCCACAAGGCCUGUACUAUUCUGAACAAGCACCACCUGCAUACAGCUACCAGAGUGUAAAUGUUCAGUUGCCAAAUAUCCCAGUAACGCAGCAAGUCACUCUUAUUCAAACGGAAGACACCGGGACUGGUUCUUACUCUGGAGAUAUAUGUGCACUAUUUUACGCCAUAUUGUCCUUUUUCUUCUGCUUUUUGCUCGGCAUAUAUGCAAUAGCCUUCGCGAUUGCUGCUAUAUCUACUCGUGGCCGCAGUGGUAGAGUUGCAGACCAGUACUGCAAGGUAUCAGCAGCUCUCGCUUCAGUAGCAGCAAUCAUUUGUUUUAUCCUCAUCGUAUUUUUGCUAAUCAUUCUUCUUUGAAUCAAUCUUUCAUGAAUUACAAGUCUUUAAAUAUUUAUACCUUACAAAAUCAUGACGUGCCCCUUACUAUUCAUCAAUUUCGGGGUUAACCGAUUAACAAAUAAACAACUGAGUGAUCUAGUCAUAGCUUCUAUAUUUAAAAAUAACGGGGAUGUGUGGGAGGUAGAUUUGAAGGAUAAGCAAGUUCGACUUGAUUGAUUAUGUAUUUUUUUGGAACUCUUGUAUGACAUUUACAUGUAGUAUACGUGCCAGUUAGGACCAUUUAUGUCAAUUGUUACAGCACACAGUAAU
Messenger RNA from Saccoglossus kowalevskii, 955 nucleotides. RefSeq lists its product as uncharacterized. NCBI's taxonomy places the organism in Eukaryota, Metazoa, Hemichordata, Enteropneusta, Harrimaniidae. The record is from RefSeq and is a predicted model, not a curated record.